Molecule: messenger RNA, 2866 nt
Organism: Archocentrus centrarchus (flier cichlid)
Lineage: Eukaryota; Metazoa; Chordata; Actinopteri; Cichliformes; Cichlidae
Gene: mpv17l
Product: MPV17 mitochondrial membrane protein like
Exons: 4
Coding region: 491-1114 (207 amino acids)
Biological process (GO): mitochondrial ribosome assembly
Cellular component (GO): cytoplasm; membrane; mitochondrion
Source: RefSeq, a predicted model, not a curated record
GGCUUGACCUGCAGGAUUUGUUGCUGGAGAAGGACCUGAUUCACGGGCAGCAGCAAGAAUGAUCUCGAUUUAAAUUAACAUCCCAGUGGAUCCUUUUCGCACAGUCGUCUCUGUAAUUUUUAUAUCGUGAUGGUUUUUACGCAGCUCGAGGACGCAAUACUUUGAGAGAGAAGCUCUGUCCGCGUGACCAAAGCGGAGCCAUGGCAGGUUUUAUGAAUUACAUUGUUUCAGAGAGGGUUUUAUUUGUUUUAUUUCAUUUUUGGCAUUUCUCCUCUGAGAUUUGAUGAUGUGUGAUAUUCCUGCUGCGGGCGGAAACGUCUAAUCCCUCUCAGAUUACAGCGCACUGAUGAGUUGCGUCCUGUCGUCCAGGGUGACACCAGGACCUUGCCAAAUGAAUUCAACUGUUAUGCCUGCGUCUUGACUGCUGAGCUGAAACCAUUCACAGCAGGCGAUUCUGUAGGCACCUGCGUCCCAAACGGUGCCAAAAACAAUGAGGAGAGCUGUACUGAAAGAAGCCGCCAAGCGAUUUCCCUGGCUGGCCAACGUCACUUUGUACGGAUGCUUAUUCGCCGGCGGUGACCUGGCCCACCAGCUCAUGGCUCAGAAGGAGCGCAUUGACUGGAAACACACUCGCAAUGUCGCCAUAGUGGCAAUCAGCUUCCAGGGAAACUUUAACUACUUCUGGCUGCGCGCCCUGGAGAGGCGUUUCCCGGGAAAGUCCGCCGGGAUGGUUUUCCGCAAACUAUUGCUGGACCAAAGCUUCGCGUCGCCUUUGGCCACCAGUGUCUUCUACACCGGCGUGAGCUUCUUGGAGGGAAAGGAGGACAUCUUUGAGGACUGGAGGGAGAAGUUCUUCAACACCUGGAAGACUGGACUCAUGUACUGGCCAUUCAUGCAGUUCCUCAACUUCGCCCUGAUGCCGUUGCACAUGCGGACUGCCUUCAUGGGCUGCUGCGCCUUCCUCUGGGCCACCUUCCUGUGCUUCUCGCGGCAGAACGGCGAUGGCACGGCCGGCGUGGCGCUCGCGUUCGUCCUGGACCCGCGUAAAACUCUGGAGGAGAUGCGCGAGGCCCGACUGGCCCGGAAGAAGCAAAAGACACAGCGGGAAAACUAAAGCAAGGAGGAAGGAGCAGAAGAGCGCCUGUUUACCUCCACUUAAAUCAGCGCAAUGAGACCUCCGUCCUCACCACCUGUCACAUACGCACACAAAGGUUUGACUGGUAUGGAUUUUUAAAAAUAAGGCUAUUUACCGGGCAUGAUGAAAAGAUUUUAAUUCUGCAUUAUGAGAGCACCCAUAGGUAUGUUUGUGUUUGGUUUGAGUGCACCGUGAGUAAAAGUCAGAAUCAUUUAACUGGUUCAUCCUCAGGGAAGCAUGAGGGCUCAUUUAAACUCAUUAUAUCCAGUUACUUAAUGUCUAGAUGCGACUAUUUUGGCCAAAUGAGGCUGCUGGUCAUGACCAAAAUGAUUAGGAUUCAACCUCAGGGAGCAUAAAAAUACACCGAGAAGCUGUUGCGAUAUUUUGCUCUGGACCAAAGUGAUGCAUCCAACACUAAACCAGCUGCAGGAUUAAAGCUUAAGAGAAGUUCUUCUCAGCUCCAAACCUCGAAGGUUUCACUUGAAAUGAAGCAGAGACAUUUCAGCUGAGGUAACAGGCCAUGGCUGCUGAGUCUGCAGCACACCGGAGCUCCUGAGGCCAGUUCUGAGGGCUGAUGUUUCUGCUUUGCACCGGUCGUGCCUUUUCUUGUUGACAAAAAGUCUGCAAAUAUGUAUACUCUAUAUUCAUGUGUGUACGUACAAUUUAAAAUGUAGUUCUGGGAUGCACUGAUGUAUCAGUUCGUCACCCUCUUAAAGUAAUGGCCUAUUUUAAGAGGGUGACGAUUGGUUAAAAAAUGAGAAAAGUUCCUCCCCCCGAGCAUGAGGUCGUGCUCAGUAAAAGUCAUCAAACCUGAGAACGCAGAUAAAGGUUCGAGCCACUGACACUGCUAUGGUGAGGAGCUCGGACCAGAGCUGCUGCUCCUUCAUGUUGGAAGGAGCCUCCUGGGCGCCUCCUUCUGGGCACGUCCAACUGGGAGGAGGCCCCUGGGUAGACCCAGAACUUGCUGGAGACAUACUGUGAUAUCUCAUCUGGUCUGAGAACACCUCAGGAUCCCCCAGGAGGAACUGGAACCUGACCUAGAAAUCACUCCAAUUCACUCCACCCUGUGAACUAUUUAGGGAAUCCUAUAUUUACUUCCCUGGAUGUACUCCAGCUUUUGAAUUAGACCAAUAUUUGUACAGUUAUCAUCACAAUGAUAACCAGAAGGGCUCCUCGUGCUAUUACAGCAGGAAAUGUAUCAGUGUGUCCCACUGCUGUUGUGUUUGGUAGUUAAAAACGUGAAACUGUGGUAUUUUAAUCCUGUCCUGUUACUUGAACCAUCCAAUACAGGCAAGUGACAAAUUAAAGGAAGGGGGGACGGGAUCGUCAUCCAUCACUGUAGAGGUCAGGAGUUCUGAGUUUUCCUUUAACUUGUCACUGAUCUGUAUUUUUGCCAUCAGCCCAAACACCUUACUGUGUUACACAUCACUUACCUGAGCUUACCUGAGCCGGACUCAUGAGUUACACGUGUUUAGAAGACUUCUGGUCGUAGUUAUCAAAGAGAUUACUGAUGAAUGAUUCGGCAGAUCAAUGCAGACUUAGAAAUCCUGUUUUCCAUGUUCAAAACAGUAAACCUCAAUGAAUGUUCAUUUAUUUGUCAAAAUAUUACAGUGGCUAAUUUACAGCCAGCUGUGAUGACCUCAGCUGUUCUGUUGUUCUAGUACUUCAAUAUUUUCCAGGACCAGGACACGUCUUUGUACAUCUUUGACACCAAUAAACCGGUCGAAAGUC